AGAGAGAGAGAGAAGCAACAAUGGCAGCAGGGGUAGGGCUAUCAUGGCCUUUGAAAAUCGCUCGAAUACCCAGUUCCAUCCCUCCCUCAUCACCUUCUCGAUCCCCUGCCCGCAGUGUAGUCAGAAUGGCGGUCUCUCUCGACGAGAAACAGAAGACUUUCUCUCUCAAGAAGUCUGAAGAAGCUUUCAACGCCGCCAAGGAGUUGAUGCCUGGUGGUGUAAAUUCUCCGGUACGUGCUUUCAAAUCAGUCGGUGGACAGCCAAUUGUAAUGGAUUCUGUCAAGGGCUCUCACAUGUGGGAUAUAGAUGGCAAUGAGUACAUUGAUUACGUUGGUUCAUGGGGACCAGCUAUAAUUGGUCACGCAGAUGAUGAGGUACUUGCAGCCUUAGCUGAAACAAUGAAGAAGGGAACAAGCUUUGGUGCUCCGUGUCUUUUGGAAAAUGUUCUUGCAGAAAUGGUCAUCUCAGCUGUUCCAAGUAUAGAAAUGGUCCGUAUGGUCAACUCGGGCACGGAAGCAUGCAUGGGUGUUAUUCGCUUGGCCCGCGCCUUCACCAGGCGGGAAAAGAUCAUCAAGUUCGAGGGUUGCUACCACGGCCAUGCAGACCCCUUUCUUGUCAAGGCGGGAAGUGGGGUCGCCACCCUAGGGCUCCCUGAUUCCCCCGGAGUGCCCAAAGGAGCCACAUAUGAAACUCUAACAUCCCCCUUUAACGACAUCUCCACUGUCAAAAACCUCUUCGACUCGAACAAAGGAGAGAUUGCCGCAGUUAUACUCGAACCCGUGGUUGGGAACUCGGGCUUCAUUGCUCCCAAACCUGGUUUCCUUUCUGACCUCCGCGAAGUUACUAAACAAAAUGAUACUCUUUUGGUGUUCGACGAGGUUAUGACUGGGUUCCGCUUGUCUUACGGUGGGGCCCAGGAGUAUUUUGGUAUAACGCCUGACUUAACAACACUCGGGAAGAUCAUCGGUGGCGGCCUUCCAGUGGGUGCCUACGGAGGGAGGAGAGAGAUUAUGGAGAUGGUGGCUCCGGCAGGUCCAAUGUACCAAGCCGGGACCCUCAGUGGAAACCCAUUGGCUAUGACCGCUGGAAUCCACACUCUAAAACGAUUGAAAGAGCCAGGACGUUACGAGUACCUAACCAAAGUCACAAGCGAGCUUGUUGUGGGCAUCGUUGAUGCUGGAAAGAAGGCCGGGCACGCGAUUUGUGGUGGGUGUGUAGGCGGGAUGUUCGGGUUUUUCUUCACUGAGGGGCCUGUUUACGAAUUCGCUGAUGCAAAGAAGAGUGACACCGCAAAAUUCGCUAAGUUUUACCGGGGGAUGCUUGAGGAAGGGGUUUACUUUGCGCCUUCACAGUUUGAGGCCGGUUUCACUAGCUUAGCGCAUACCCCAGAGGAUAUCCAACGGACAAUAGAAGCAGCCGAGAAGGUUUUCCGGCAACUUUAAAGCAAUGGUCUCCCUAUGAUGCCAUUUUUUUUUUUUGGCUCUCUCUCAAAGUCCACUUUUUGUAGUUGAUUGGCGCGAGUUUUCGAAUGUUUACUUUGAUUGAGAGAAAUGUAACCCAGCAUUGUACCGUGUUAAAUUGUUUAUUGUGUUAUCUAAUGUUCAAUAAGUUUGUUACCA
Molecule: messenger RNA, 1619 nt
Organism: Rhododendron vialii
Lineage: Eukaryota; Viridiplantae; Streptophyta; Magnoliopsida; Ericales; Ericaceae
Product: glutamate-1-semialdehyde 2,1-aminomutase, chloroplastic-like
Exons: 3
Coding region: 21-1442 (473 amino acids)
Biological process (GO): tetrapyrrole biosynthetic process
Cellular component (GO): chloroplast
Molecular function (GO): glutamate-1-semialdehyde 2,1-aminomutase activity; pyridoxal phosphate binding; transaminase activity
Source: RefSeq, a predicted model, not a curated record